Caenorhabditis angaria is the source of this 2151-nucleotide messenger RNA. NCBI's taxonomy places the organism in Eukaryota, Metazoa, Nematoda, Chromadorea, Rhabditida, Rhabditidae. The record is from the annotation of a GenBank genome assembly.
AUGAAUGAGCCUUCAACUUUACUCGAUUCGUACGAUUUGAAAUGUUUGAUUUGCUCGAAAUCCGCGCAAGGUUUUCGUUUUGGAAUUCAGUCGUGUAGAGCGUGUGCUGCAUUCUUCAGGUUAAUUGAUUUUUUGAACACUCGUGGUGUUGUAAUAUAUGUUAAAAUAUAUUUUUUCAGACGAACAACAGUUUUGAAUCGAAAAUAUAAAUGCGUGAAGAGAAAGGGAAAUUGUGAUUUGAAUUCGGAAGAAAAAUUGAGCUGCAGAUAUUGUAGAUUGAAGAAAUGCGUGGAUCUUGGAAUGACUACUGAAAGUUUGUGAUUUUUCUUUCUUCCUUAAACAGCCGUGUAUGUCAAUUUUUGUCCAAAAUUUUUUUCCCAAACUUCAGAUAAUUUUUCAAUAGAAAUUUGUGGAAAAAAGAUUCAAAAAACUUGAGAAUUAAAAAUUUCGGCUCUAUCGCAAUAUAUGGGUCCCAUGGAAAUAUAUGGGUCCGUAAAAAAUAUAGGGGUCCGAAAAAACAUAUAAGGGUCCCUCAGAAAUAUAAGGGUCCGUAAAUUUUUUUAUGGGUCCCAAAAAAAUAAAAGGGUCCGUGAUUUUUUUCAUAGGUCUGAUUUUUUUGAUUUUUGGAGCAAAAUAUGUGUGGUUUUUUAAAUUUUCAAGUGUUUUGUUGUAUUUUUCUUGAUUUUUUGACGAUUCUUUGUAUUUUCGGGGGGUUUACUAAGCCUAAGCCUAAUUAUGAAGCUGAAAAGCCAAAAAUAGAGUUACCAGAGGAUUCAAAAUUUCUCUAUUAUUUUAGGCUUAGGCUUAGUAAACCCCUAGAAAAAUACUGACUGGCUAAAAAAAAUGUGAAAAAAUUACAAAAAAUCACCAAAAAUAAAUAAUUGAAAUUAGAAAAAAUACUUUUUUUAUGGACCCUCAAAAAAAAUAACGGACCCUUAUAUUUUUUUGGGACCCAUAAAAAAAUUCACGGACCCUUAUAUUUCUGAGGGACCCUUAAAUGUUUUUACGGACCCAUAUAUUUCCAUGGGACCCAUAUAUUGCGAUAGAGCCAAUUGUUCAAAUAUUCAGAUGUUCGACUCGAAGAAACCGCUGAAAUUGUCAUUUCCACCUCACAAUCAGAAACAACAAAACGACGAAUUCGAGAUCCUCCAACAAUUGUCGAUGUUUCACAAAUCAUCAAGAAGAGUCGAAAUAUUCUGGAAAUGUAUUAUCUUCCUGAUGACGAUCUCUAUAAACAUCUGAAUCCUCUUCAAAAAUUGGCAGAAGUUCUCAAAAAACAACGAGCUCCCCAGAAAACCGAUGUGAUAUUCAUUGAAAGUGUCAACUUUUUAGAGAUCUUUGAAUGUUGGGAGUUUCAAAUGAGUCAAACUGCCGAGUGGUUAAUGAAUGCGCAAGAAUUCAGGGAACUUCCCAAUCACGAGAAACUCGCAUUUUUCAAACUUGUUUGGGCAGUUUGGCGAAGAUUUGAAAGAUAUUCAAUGUCAGCAGAGGUUUUUGGGCAAAGAUCUUAUGAUGAAAAAAUAUUAUUGAGAUCUUAUGAUAAAGCUGCAAGAUUGGGAAAGUGUAGCGUGGAUUAUUCAGCGAUUACAAGUUUUUCAUCACCUCGAAUAGCUCAACUUUUUGGAGGAAAAAUGCUUGAAUAUUUCGAUGUUAUUGUUAAACCAUUUAUUGAUUUGAAGUUCAAUUCAAUUGAAACAUCUUAUAUGUUAGCACAGAUUUGCUGGAAUUAUGCGGCGAGAAGAUUGCAGGGACAAACUAUGGCCGCUUCGGAAAAGUUUUUAGCUGGAAUUGGAGACAAUUUACACACUUUUUAUCAAGAGGAGAAAAUUGAAAAUUAUGCGAUUAGAAUUACGAAAAUGAUGAAAAUUGUGAACUCAAUGCUUGUAAGUUUGAUGGGAUUGGAUACUGUAGAUUUGGGAAAAUUUUAAAUUGAGUCUAAUUUUCAAGAUGUCUAAAAUGAGAUCACCUUUUCUGAACAUUUUUGAAAAAAGUCCGAUUUUUUGAGAAAAAUUCUGAAAUUUGCAGUGUUCUGAAAAAUAUAGUGAAAAAUUUCAGACAAUCCAAUUAAAACAAGAGAGCACAAUGGAUGUUGCAAUGGUUUUCGAUUUUUUCAAUGUUCUAGUAACUGAUCCAGAUUUUUUUCGAGUUUAA